Messenger RNA from Pseudopipra pipra, 2419 nucleotides. RefSeq names its product cilia- and flagella- associated protein 210-like. NCBI's taxonomy places the organism in Eukaryota, Metazoa, Chordata, Aves, Passeriformes, Pipridae. The record is from RefSeq and is a predicted model, not a curated record. The coding region runs from base 1 to 2385 and encodes 794 amino acids. The transcript has 10 exons.
AUGGGAAGUUGUGCUGAAGCUAAAAAUGCAAGUCAAUCUUCCCGUACUCACGCACCACCAGUUCGACCACAGGUUCUAAAUUUCUCUAUCAGCAUUUGCCAACGCAAACAAACCGGGAUUCUCCUGGCAAAACGCCUCAAGAGGGAUUUCAAAAGGAAACGUGUACUCAGCACCCGGAACCAGUGCCUUCAACGAGGACGCGCCAAAUCAAAGCAGCCCACGAAAAGAAACGCAGCCCUUUGUGAAGCUGAAUCUGCUGCCCCUCACGGGCAGGUCCCCGGGCCCGCCGCGCAGCCCGUGCCCCGCGCAGGACUCGGGCCGCCCCCUCCCAGCCGCCGCCGAGGGCUAAAGCAGCGCAGCUUCGCCGGCGGGGGCACGGCGGGCGCCCGAAGGGCUGGCCGAGGGGGGCAGCCCCGUGUGGGGAAAGGGCAGGGACCCGCGGUGAAGGGGCAGCGCCAUGCGGGGAAGGGAAGGGGACCCGCGGGGAAGAGGCAGCGGGGCCGACACCGGGGCCGACCCCGGCCGGCCGGCCCCGCCCCACCCGCGCGGCCCCCCCCCGCCCACGUGCUACGUCACCGCGCGCCGCCGGGUCGCCCGGCAACGGCCCCGCGUCCCGGAACAUGGCGGCGGGGCCCGGGGCGAUGGCGGCGGGGCGGCGGCGGAAGCGGCGGAGCGCCCGUGAGUGCGGCUCCCCCAAGGGCACCGGGACCGGCGGGGGGGCAGCGCACGGCCCCGGGAGGCUGUGGGGGUGCCCAGCGUGACUGUCCCCAAAGCUCCCCCAGCUGCAGACAGCAGGACGGGGCAGUUUCGGCCCAAGAACUGCCUGAACCCAGCGCAGGUCCCGUGAACUCCCAUGGCAGUAGUUGGGGAAGAACGAGAAUACUGGAUUUUCUGAUAUCAAGUAACCUCAGUAUUUUUUCUUCCCUCUGCACAGCACCAGAUCAUUUGGAAGAAAAUAAUGUUCCAGAUGGGUAUUUCCUUCCAAAUGAAGCAGAUCUUCGUCAGGUAAUUGUAUUUCCAAAAGCAGAAUGGGAAAGGAUUCAGAACAGCACUAAAGAAGCAGCACACAUCCUCGAUGAGAAGAAAGAACAGGAGGAAAGUCACUUAGGCUCCAAAGCUGCUGUAAAAGACCCGCCCAAUGCCACUGUGAGCCUAGCACAAGAGAAACUUAAAGCCAAAAAAUUACGUGAAGAAAGGGAAGAGGAAGAAAGAAAGUUACUUGAUUUGGAAGAAGCAAAGUUCCGAGCAGCAAAACGGAAGGAGAUUAUCGAUCAUGCAAAAACCUACCUAUCCUAUCAGAACGACAGAAUGAAACAGUUCCACAGUGCACUUCUACUUACUGAGGUCCUAAAAGAAAGAGAUGCUCAAGUUGAAUUUCAAAAGUUGAAGUCAGUUGUUAACAAAAAGAAGGAACGUGAAGAAGAGGAACGUCUAUUUAAAGAAUACAUUCUCAGAGAGCAAGAAAAGGAACAGCAGCAUUAUAUGAAGGAGCAAGCACUACGCAAAUAUCAGCUGGAACAAAUAAAGGAGCACGAGCAUCAGGCAGAUCUGGCCAAGAUAGAAAUCAAAAGAGAAGCAGAAGAAAUAGAGAGAUUGAAUCAACUGCACAAACUGGAAAUUCAGAGAAGAAAGGAAAAGGAACACGAGGAAAGAGCUGAACGCCGGAGGCUGUAUCAUGAAUACAUAGCUGACCAGAAAAUAAUCAAAGCAAUAGAGGAACAAAAACAAAUGGAAGAAGAUGAUCGGAUCAAAGCUCAUUUUAAAGCAAAGCAAACUAUUGCCCGGAUGAGAAAAACGAAAGAAGCUGAAAUGCGUAGAAAAACACAGGAACAACAGGACAGAAUUGUUAAUCAAUUAGCUAAACAAUUGGGUGAGGCAUUAAAGAUGGAAGACGAUCGACUUGCUAGAGAUGUUGCAAAAAUAGAAGCUGCAGAAGAAAAUAAACGCAAAGAGAAAGAAGCAAGACAGAAGGCUGCCAUUGAAUCUAUUGCUGAAUACAGAGCCACUGUGAUUAAGAUGAAAGAGGAAAAAGAGAGACAGGAAAAAGAAGAGGCUGAAAAAGAACGUGAUGUGUUAAUGGAAAAUGCCCGCGUCUACCAGGAAAUGGAAAAAGCCAAGAAAGAAGGACGACAUGGCACAAACAAGGAAGUACAGAAAAUUCAGAUCCAGCAAAUAGCUGAAAAGCAGGCAAAACGACAGCAGGAAAAACAAGCAGACUUGGACUAUGAAGCUGAGAAAGAAGCUAUUGCACGUGGUAAAGAGCGUGAAUUUCAGAGCUAUGCAAAGCAAGUAAUUGAAUCAGAGUCCAAGACUACACAUCAUCUGUAUCCUCUUCUCAAAGCAUGCAAAGAUGGAAGAGGACUGGGACAUGGGCCAUUUUUCUGAAAAGAGAAGAAAUAAAUACUACUUUCCAAGCAUA